AUGUGUCCGCCUCCUCCGCCGCCGCGGCUGCCUUUGUUCUGGCACCGGAUUGAAGAGGUGCAGAGUUCAGACCGAAGAGGUGCAGAGUUCAGACUGAAGAGGUGCAGAGUUCAGACCGAAGAGGUGCAGAGUUCAGACCGAAGAGGUGCAGAGUUCAGAUUGAAGAGGUGCAGAGUUCAGACCAAAGAGACUGAAGAGGUGCAGAGUUCAGACCAAAGAGGUGCAGAGUUCAGACUGAAGAGGUACAGAGUUCAGACCGAAGAGGUGCAGAGUUCAGACCGAAGAGGUGCAGAGUUCAGACUGAAGAGGUACAGAGUUCAGACCGAAGAGGUGCAGAGUUCAGACCGAAGAGGUGCAGAGUUCAGACUGAAGAGGUGCAGAGUUCAGACCGAAGAGACCGAAGAGGUGCAGAGUUCAGACCGAAGAGGUGCAGAGUUCAGACUGAAGAGGUGCAGAGUUCAGACUGAAGAGGUGCAAAGUUCAGACCGAAGAGGUGCAGAGUUCAGACUGAAGAGGUGCAGAGUUCAGACCGAAGAGACUGAAGAGGUGCAGAGUUCAGACCAAAGAGGUGCAGAGUUCAGACUGAAGAGGUGCAGAGUUCAGACUGAAGAGGUGCAGAGUUCAGACCAAAGAGGUGCAGAGUUCAGACUGAAGAGGUACAGAGUUCAGACCGAAGAGGUGCAGAGUUCAGACCGAAGAGGUGCAGAGUUCAGACUGAAGAGGUACAGAGUUCAGACCGAAGAGGUGCAGAGUUCAGACCGAAGAGGUGCAGAGUUCAGACUGAAGAGGUGCAGAGUUCAGACCGAAGAGACCGAAGAGGUGCAGAGUUCAGACCGAAGAGGUGCAGAGUUCAGACUGAAGAGGUGCAGAGUUCAGACUGAAGAGGUGCAAAGUUCAGACCGAAGAGGUGCAGAGUUCAGACUGAAGAGGUGCAGAGUUCAGACCGAAGAGACCGAAGAGGUGCAGAGUUCAGACCGAAGAGGUGCAGAGUUCAGACUGAAGAGGUGCAGAGUUCAGACUGAAGAGGUGCAGAGUUCACCUCUUCAGACUGAAGAGACUGAAGAGGUGCAAAGUUCAGACCGAAGAGGUGCAGAGUUCAGACCGAAGAGGUGCAGAGUUCAGACUGAAGAGGUGCAGAGUUCAGACCGAAGAGGUGCAGAGUUCAGACUGAAGAGGUGCAAAGUUCAGAUUGAAGAGGUGCAGAGUUCAGACCGAAGAGGUGCAGAGUUCAGACUGAAGAGGUGCAGAGUUCAGAUUGAAGAGGUGCAGAGUUCAGACCGAAGAGGUGCAGAGUUCAGACUGAAGAGGUGCAGAGUUCAGACCAAAGAGACCGAAGAGGUGCAGAGUUCAGACCGAAGAGGUGCAGAGUUCAGACUGAAGAGGUGCAGAGUUCAGACUGAAGAGGUGCAGAGUUCACCUCUUCAGACUGAAGAGACUGAAGAGGUGCAAAGUUCAGACCGAAGAGGUGCAGAGUUCAGACCGAAGAGGUGCAGAGUUCAGACUGAAGAGGUGCAGAGUUCAGACCGAAGAGGUGCAGAGUUCAGACUGAAGAGGUGCAAAGUUCAGAUUGAAGAGGUGCAGAGUUCAGACCGAAGAGGUGCAGAGUUCAGACUGAAGAGGUGCAGAGUUCAGAUUGAAGAGGUGCAGAGUUCAGACCGAAGAGGUGCAGAGUUCAGACUGAAGAGGUGCAGAGUUCAGACCAAAGAGACUGAAGAGGUGCAGAGUUCAGACCGAAGAGGUGCAGAGUUCAGAUUGAAGAGGUGCAGAGUUCAGAUUGAAGAGGUGCAGAGUUCAGACCGAAGAGGUGCAGAGUUCAGACUGAAGAGGUGCAGAGUUCAGACUGAAGAGGUGCAGAGUUCAGACCAAAGAGGUGCAGAGUUCAGACUGAAGAGGUGCAGAGUUCAGACUGAAGAGGUACAGAGUUCAGACCGAAGAGGUGCAGAGUUCAGAUUGAAGAGGUGCAGAGUUCAGACCGAAGAGGUGCAGAGUUAA
Messenger RNA from Knipowitschia caucasica, 1992 nucleotides. The record is from the annotation of a GenBank genome assembly. Lineage: Eukaryota; Metazoa; Chordata; Actinopteri; Gobiiformes; Gobiidae.